AUGAAGUCCUUCGCCAUUGCUGCCGCCUUUGCCGGCGCCGCUGUCGCCAUGCCCCAAGGUGUUACCCAGUCCAUCUCNCCCAAGACCGGACCUCCCUCAGGCUGCUCCGAGAACUUCGAUGGCGAGUUCAGCAUCUCAAUUGCUAACGUCACCACCAACGCCAAGCGUGACCUCGAGACUCGCCAGGACAAGGUCCUCACCAUCACUCUCAAGAAUGGUACCUUGACUGAUGACGAGGGCCGCACUGGUUACAUUGCCGCCAACAACCAGUUCCAGUUCGACAAGCCCGCCCAGACCGGUGCCAUCUACACCUCUGGUUUCUCCGUCUGCGGUAACGGCACCCUUGCCAUUGGCGACUCUGCCAUCUUCUACCAGUGCUUGAGCGGCGACUUCUACAACCUCUACGACCAGUCCACUGGUGCUCAGUGCUCUCCCAUCUACAUCAACGUCCUCAAGUCUGGCGCUGUUGCCUCCAGCGGUGCUGCAACCCAGAUUGGCGAUGGUCAACUCCAGGCCGCCACCUCCACUCAGGCCGUUUCUCAGAUCUCUGAUGGUCAGAUCCAGGCUUCUACUGGUGCCGUCCCUGUCACUCAGAUCUCUGACGGUCAGAUCCAGGCCUCCACUGGCGUCCCUGUCACUCAGAUCUCCGAUGGCCAGAUCCAGGCUCCUACCUCGACCGCCGCUCCCGUCACUCAGAUCUCCGACGGUCAGAUCCAGGCCCCUACCUCGACCGCCGCUCCCGUCACUCAGAUCUCUGACGGUCAGAUCCAGGCCCCUACUGGCGGCUCCACUCGCGCUUCUAACGGUACUGUCGUUGCUGGCGCUGCCACUGCCUCGAGCGUCAUUGCCUACACUGGUGCUGCUGCCAUGCCCACUUUCGCUGGUGAGAUGCUCAUCGCCGCUGGUGCUUUCGCCGUCGCUUUCCUGUAA
Molecule: messenger RNA, 930 nt
Organism: Aureobasidium vineae
Lineage: Eukaryota; Fungi; Ascomycota; Dothideomycetes; Dothideales; Saccotheciaceae
Source: the annotation of a GenBank genome assembly